UCGUUUUCAUAGUCAUUAACAAAAUGGCGGAUGACAGGCCAGGUGGCGGCAAACUCAAUGCUGGCGACAUUUUGAUCCGUGCGGAUGGAACGAGAGAAGAGUUGAAAAUUGCAGUAAAUGUAGCAAUUGAAAAGUUUCGCCAAGAAGAAGAUCUAAAGGAACUUACAUUGCCAUCUUCCUUGACAUCUGCUGAACGGGCCUAUGUUCAUCGUUACUGCCAAAAAUUUGGCUUGAAAACGAAAAGCCGUGGAUCAGGUAGCCAAAGAUCAUUGACUGUGUACAAGAAAGAGAAGUCAAUUAGUUCGUCAACGUUUGAUCUUAAGCUGUCUACAAACAGCAUUAAAUGUAUUGACCAUUUCUUGAAGAAAUACCCAGUUACAAACAAAGAAAAUCAAGACAUUGGUCAAAAGCGAAUUUUGAAAGGUUCCGGGCACGAUAACUCAAAGGUUAUUAUAAAAGAGAGUAAGUUUUUGCUAGGAUCAAACCCGCAAGUCCCACCAAAAGUAAGAGAAAAUGAUUCCAACUCCAACCGGACCAAACUCCCUAUUUACAGUUAUCGAGAUAAGGUGCUCAAAAGUAUAAAAACCAACCAAGUUACCUUGAUCAGUGGAGAUACAGGAUGCGGAAAGACUACUCAGGUGGGGCAGUAUAUUCUUGAAGAUGCUAACAAACGUCAGCAGCCUUGCAGAACAAUUAUUACACAACCAAGAAGAAUAUCAGCUAUUUCAGUUGCUGAAAGAGUUGCCUAUGAAAGAGGGGAACAGAUUGGACAGACAGUUGGAUAUCAAAUUCGCCUGGAAAACAGAGUUUCUCCAAAAACAUGCCUCUUGUAUUGCACAAAUGGUGUACUAUUGAGACUGCUUACAGCUGGGCACAAAGUCCUUUCCAAUGUUACACAUAUAGUUAUUGAUGAAAUACAUGAACGGGAUAAGUUCAGUGACUUUUUAUUGAUCUGCUUAAGGGAUCAAUUGAAAGCUUACAAGAACUUGAGAUUAAUUCUCAUGAGCGCUGCACUGAAUAUUGACCUGUUUAAGGAGUAUUUUGGCAACUGCCCAGUUGUUCAUGUCCCUAGUAUGUGUCACAAAGUUGAAUCAUAUUUCCUUGAAGAUGUUUUGCAAAUGACUGACUAUACAAAUAAAGCAAUGGAAAAAAUCAGCCUCAAAACAGGCAUGAAGCCACAGCAGAGUUUUGAACAACUCAAAGCUGGAAGUAUCAAGGUUCUAAAAAAGGGUGAAGUAGAUGAAGAACAAAAGCCUCAGGUGAAGGCUGUAGAGUAUCAAGAUCCAAAGGGGAAAGAUAGCAAUGAUGUCGAAAAGAAGGACGCUUCCACAUUGCCACAAGACACGGUUAACACAGAGAUUGCAUCCAUGAAAAGUCUUCAAAUCAGUGAUGAUAACAGCAGCUGUCUUGACUUGGAGGUGAAGCAGGAAAUGGACUCGUGCUUGAAGACGGCAUGGGUUGAUGGCAAUGAAGAGGUCUUCGACCAGAUUCUACAUUUGAUUCUCAAUGAAAACGUCAACAUAGAUUUUAGGCACAGCGAGACAACAAUGACAACACUGAUGGUUGCAUCUGCUCGUGGGUUCUCCAACCUUGUGGAGCAUUUGCUGGAGAUGGGCGCAGAUCCUGAACUGAAGGAUGAAAAGCAAUGUUGGUCUGCAAUGGACUGGGCCCGUAAUUUCAAGCAGGGUCAUAUCAUGCAGAUAUUUGAUAAUUACAUGGAAUUGCACCAUGAGGAUGCAGAUGAAGCAACUCAAAAUGAGGAAGAUGUGAGCACCCUGCCCAAAGAGCUACAGAAGCGGCUGGAGAUGUAUCACAACACAUUUGACGAUGACAAGGUCGAUCAUAACUUGGUUUUAAAGCUCAUUUCCCAUAUCUGCAAGACCAAACAAGAUGGAGCCAUACUCGUCUUUCUACCUGGCUACGAUGACAUAGUGGGGAUAAGAGAUAGGCUUUUGGGAGAAAAGGAAUUCUCCAAACAAAGUAAAUACAUUAUUUACACGCUGCAUUCAAUGAUGCAACCCUCUAGUCAGCGAAAGGUUUUUCGAAGGCCUCCUUCUGGGGUGCGAAAGAUCAUUCUGUCAACUAAUAUUGCAGAGACAAGCGUCACUAUCGAUGAUGUAGUUUUUGUCAUUGAUUCAGGAAAGGUUAAAGAAAAGACGUUUGAUCCCCUAACUUCCGUGUCGGCCUUGAGAAGUGUCUGGAUUUCCAAGGCAAGUGCUCUGCAAAGGCGUGGAAGAGCUGGAAGAUGCAGGCCUGGAUAUUGUUAUCACCUCAUGAGUCGUUAUCGCUUUCAUAAUCUUUGUCUAUAUCAAGACGCGGAGAUUCUGCGGACACCAAUUCAUGAGCUGUGUCUCCAGACGAAGCUGUUGGCAGCUGUCAAUGUUUCUAUUGCUGAUUUCCUGACUAAGGCAGCAGAGCCUCCCCCAUUCUUAAUGAUACGCAACUCGGUCUCCUUGUUGAAAGCUAUUGAUGCGUUGGAUGAUGAAGAGGAGUUGACCGUUCUCGGGAAGUUACUCGUCGACCUGCCAAUUGACCCGCGGUUAGGAAAGAUGGUGAUAUUUGGAGUCAUUCUGAAGUGCCUCGAUCCUGUGCUGACCAUCGCAACGAGUCUUGCUUAUAGAGAUCCCUUCAUUCUUCCCACACGUGUUGAUGAUAAGCAGCGUGCAUAUUCUGCCAAAGUGAAAUUCAGUGGCCAGUCAUUCAGCGAUCAUUUUACGCUUUCCAAGAUUUUCAAAGCGUGGAGCAAGGCCAAAGAAGACGGAGACGAUCGGUAUUUUUGCAGCCAAAACUUUGUGUCAUCAGCUGCCAUGGAGAUGGUUUCAGGCAUGCGCAGUCAGUUGCUUGGUCAUCUCAAGAAUCUCGGCUUGGUAAGGCAGCGAGGGACUGGUGACAUGAAGGACUUGAAUGCAAACUCUCAGAAUAUCUCCGUCGUCAAAGCAGCUGCCCUUACUGGUGUUUAUCCUGCGCUUCUUCGUGUAGACAGGCGUUCGGUGAAGAUAGUCAGUGAAACAGAAAGCAAAGUCAGGGUGCAUCCAUCUUCGGUGCUUUACCCAGCAAAUGGGCAUGGAAAGAGCCCAACAACUAUAAGUGCCGAUAUUGUAUCGCAUUUGCCGUACGAUUGGCUUUAUUUUGAUGAAAUGACGCGUAUGCACACGGCGGUUCAAGUGAGAUGCCUUACGGCCCUCCCCGCGGUUGCGGUUGCGUUGUUAGCCGGGCCGUCGCUCAUUGUAGACGAGGAUUCCUUUCGAAGAUCAGGUGAUCCGAAUUCCGGGAAUAAAGGAAGAUAUGGAUAUGAGAAUAGUGACAGUGAAAACGAAGAAGGCAGCAAGCCAGAGCCCAAUGAUGACAAAGCAACUCUAAAGAUUGACGAUUGGAUUUGUUUCCAUGGUGAUGACGAUGCAUUGGAGUUGUUGCUGCUGUUAAAAAUGAAGUUUCUUUCAUCAUUUGUGCGGAGGAUCUCCUCAGAAGGCCGUUCUUGGUCACAGUGUGACGAGAGCGUUUUACAGUGUAUAGUGAAUGUUUUGAGUGAGGAAGAUAAUCCGGAUGCGAAAAAGGAAUCGACCGCCAACGAUGGCUCACAACACAAUAGUAAUGAUAGAGAACGAAGUGGAAAGUCGGUCACGUGGACUUCUGGACAUAGAGCGUCUCCCCGUGGUCGCGGCGGCGGGAGUACCGGACAAAGAGGUCGUGAUUACGAUUACCAAAGACCAAAACACAUGUCACGUGACAGAAGGUUUGGUAAGGAGAAUGAGAGGAGACGAAAUGAAGAGCGUGACGCUCAGACGAAUGCUCAAAAUGAAGAGGACCCUGAAAACACUGAUGGGAAUAUGGCGAAGGUUGACCGAUACUUUAUCGUUAAAUGCAACAACUACAAAAACCUCGAAAUCGCAAUGUCACGGGGGAUCUGGGCAACAACCAAAAGCAACGAGAAGAAACUGGACCGAGCGUACCGUGAUGGGGGUAACAUCUACUUGAUAUUUUCUAUUCAAGGUAGCGGACAUUUCCAAGGGUAUGCAAAGAUGGUGUCUAAGGUCACAGAUAAGCCUUGCUCUGAUUUUGGCUCGGUUAACCUUGGGGGCACAUUCUCAGUGCAGUGGAUUCAGAAGGGAGACUUGCCUUUUCAGUUUACACAAGAACUGACAAAUCCGUGGAAUGAGAACAAGAAAGUGCAGAUCAGUCGUGAUGGCCAAGAACUUGAGCCGUCUGUUGGAGCGGCAUUGUGCUCAUUGUGGAACCAAUUCGGACAACCUAUAGGGAUGAACCCCCAGCAAACUGGGCAGACAGGUGUGGACUAUCAAAUGGAGCCGCUGAUGUCCAUCCCACAGACACAGCUAGAGUCUCCUGCACCUUAUGCUGUUAUGGACGGGCAACCGCAAGCUCAGGUUUUCAUCGCAGAUGCACCCCAUUCUGCUGCAUUGUAUGGGGCACCGUACACCCCUGGUGAAGUCCGUGAUAUGCAGCCUCCGUAUCAUGCGCCGGCAGUCUAUGCACCACCCCAGCAUGUGGCUGGUUUUCCUCCUCAGCAGUUGUUGCAGUCAAGAUAUCCCCCGGCUGAAGUCUAUCAGGUUCAUCCUCAAGCAUUUGUGCCGUAUAGACGACAAGGGGGGUAUGCUCCAAGAACAAUACAUUAUUAUCAACCACCAUAUCAUUAAUUGUGUCAGGUAAGCAGUUAGUUCUUCGGAAUUUAUUUCUGCAAAAGUAUAAGUGAAAUGUACCUGGCAUAUAGAGAGACCAAAAGAAUCGAGCUAUUUUUACGUUGCAGAGAACAGAUACAAAGUCGAUGCUCCUUACACGGCCUAGUUUCUUUAUCCUCCCAAGGAGAGACAGAAAUAGACAUAAUCAAAUAAAAAUAAAGCAAAUUUCAUAUCAAUAUUAUCUCUUACGCACUCAAAACAAGUUAUAAAUUGUGCUUUCCAUGCUUCUUCAUCCUAUCAGAUUAAUGAUCAUUUGGUGUACAAGUUGGAGAAGCUAGAUAUAUUUUCGAGGUGCAGUUACCAAUAGCUAGACCUGCUCAAAUUGUUAGCCCUGUAAAGAUAGUUGAAUUUUCGCUUGUAUUUUAUCUCAUUGUUGUGUGGAGCUUUGGUAGUAAAAUAAAUGAUAUCUAAAUUAAGUAGGCAUGAGCGACGAGUAAUGUAGAAACAUAGUGACAUGUGGUUGAUCGUGGUCCGGAAGACGUGUGAUGUCUGACGUAACAUUGUGGAAAAUUUGUGCAUUAUUUUUGGCAAUUCAUAUUUUUAUAAAAUACCAGCACUCUCGAACCGUAAGCUAAAAAUGGUUUUAUUUUGGUCAGAAAUACCAGGAAUGGUGCGCUGACUGCGUAAGGUCUACAAAGAUAACAAAUUUGCAUUGAUGAUGAUGCCUUUGCUCUAGUUGUGAUCCUUUCCAAGAAGUUUGUGCAAAUUCUAUAUUCACCUAUGCGGUAGCGAUUGUGUACCAAUGUUGAUAUAAGCUCCAUUACUUUCCUGAAUUCCCACCACCUUGCCGUGGCGGCGUGUAGAAAACCCCAACUACAAGCAAAUGCUAAAUAGAGGAUCUUCACAGCUCUGGCCUAAUAAUCAUGCUAUCGUUAAUAUUUUUUCAUUUGGUCUAAGAAAGGUGUCUUUCACACACAUACUCAAGUUCAACAAGUUAUAAUAUAUUCAAUGAAAAAUUUGGUCUCCAUUUCCAGUCCUAAAUGGCAGCCUGGCGUCUAUUUUGCCUCAGGAGUUAUUUGAUGUUAAUGAAUUCUGUUUUUUGUUUACUGUGUUAGGGAGCUGUCAUAAAGUAUGGAACAGACCGGGGCGGAAGGGAUUCAGCAGGGUCAUCAAAACAUUUGAGUGCAAAACGUUGGGCAACAACUUAUUUCGAACAUUAAUCAUGGUCCGUGAAAUUGUUCAUUUAAAAUUUUUUAAAAAAGAGUUAGUCACUAUUGUCAAUAUCACUGUCACUGCUGUCAUCAGUCUCUACCAUUGUGGUAUCUUCUGGCAUUUUCAUUGUUGCCUUUUGAAAACAUUGUGUGAUUGUACUGUUUUUUGGCUUCUUCAUUCUUCUAGCCUUUUUCAAUUUGUUGGCUUCUGUUGUUACUGCCAGCUGAUCUUGAAGAUGCUUGCAGAACCUUUCUGCCAUCUUGCUGCUACCAUCCCAAUUUGUAAAAAUCCUUUUUCAAUUAGAUGUUUCAAGCCCCGCAAAUGUAACUUUGGCUUUAGAGCAUCCAUGACAUUUGAGCUGAUAGAAGCUUCCUCAAUCUGAAAAUCAAACUUUCCCUGAGCAGCGUAAUCACAGAAUAACUUAUCAUGUGUUAUUACACACAAAACUGCUCCACAGCUUUUGUGUAGCCUCAUUUUCUUCUCUUCACUCUUCUUGUCAUUUUCCAGUUUCCUCUUUCUCUUCAUCUUAUUCUUCUAUGUCUACAAAACAUUUUUUCCCCAGGAAAUAAAGCUGGCUCAGUUCUGGCCCUUCAGAGAGUGAUGUAUUUUUAAUCUUUAUUGUGUAAAGAAAAUUUGUGCUGUUUUCUGUGAUUCUUCAUCAGAAAGUUUUCAGGGGCUAUCAAAUUCUUUUAGAAAAUGUAUUGGAGCCAUGAAGAUUUUUUUAUUUCUAGCAUUGGGCUACAUGAUUUUAAUAUAAAAUUUGAAAUCCCUUCCGCCCCGGUCUGUUCCAUAUUUUAUGACAGUUCCCUUAAUGUGUGAAACUAAGGUUUUGGUAAUUGUAUCACUAGAGUAGAUUAUCGAUGCUUGAGACGGAAUGAGAGAGGAUGAAAAUCUAGAGCUCGCCACUUUUCCACCUGAGUGUUAUUAAGAUAACCUGACACGAGGCAAAUGUAAUAUGACGCAGAGUGAAAAUCCCGUGAUAUGCAGCCUUUAUUGCUUUUGUUUUGCUGUUUUACUGUUUUACUUGUAUCUAUCCUAAUUUUUUCGGUACACUCGUAAUUUGAUUGCUAAUAUUUGAGUAGUUGAAAAGAAAUAGAACUCCUAGAUUAACUUUGUCCUCUGUUCCCCUCUAUAACUUAGUAGCGAUAACAUAAUGGUAUGCAUUACAGUCUCAUUCCACAACAAUUUUUCGCUUGAUUAGAAGUUGAUUGUGGGAAAUGGUAGGGGAACAUUGUUGAUCUCUCUUUCGAUCUGGAAUCCAAAUAUCUCGUAGAUGUUUACGAGCCGUCCGAUAGUAAGUGAUACCUUGGGUUUUAUUAUGAUGGAUUCGGUCCCGUUUCUGAGUGUCUAUAGAAGCGCUUAAUUCUACCUCAAAGAGUCAGACAGAGGCAGACUCUUCACCUACACUCAUUUUUUUAUAAGAAACUGGCUAUACGAAACGAGUACUGGACAGUCAGAAAAAAAUUAAGAAACUUUAGUGCUCGAAACAAAAAAAUUAAGAAACUAUUAAAUCGUGAUAAAACUGAGAAUAACGAAAUUUUGUAAAAUCCAAGAACAAGAUUGCCCUAAAGGCCUAGAAAUUAAGGCACAGGGGAUAAAAAUAUACUUUCCACGUCUAAAUACAGCGUCAGAACUGAAGCGAAUUUCUUGACGUGAAAAAAGGUCACGAACAUUUCAUAACAUCAUUCAUGACAAUUAAGAAACUCUUAAGAAACAGUGAGUAUUGAAAUUUCCAGAACAUUAAGAAACUGGAGUAUUCAACAUCGACCUUUGAUUCUUAUAAAAAAAAUGAGUGUAUUGUAACUGCUAGUGAGAACUGCUUGGAGUAGAGCUAAGAUGCUCUCGAUCAAAGUUUUACCUACUGCCCAUAACAGUAUUAUUGAGACAACCAAGUCUAUUUACCUCAAAUAACAGUAUCCUGAACGCCUGGAAGCAUGACGAGGUAUGGCAAAACCUGAUUAUCUCUAGCACUGCUGCAAUUUUUCCAGCACAACAUCCGCUUGUAAUUAGCGUCCUGUUUAACAUGAAGAAUAUUUUCGCCACAAAGUUACAUGUGUUGGUAAAGUAAGAUCUCAGCAGUUUGAAGCUUCCUCUUAAAGACUCAUUGCUAACAAUGAGCCAUUGCGCUACGCAAGCAUCCCAUAAUGCAUUUUUAGACAGUCUGAAAUCAAUUUACUGCCAUUGGGGUAUACCGUCAAUACAAUCAUGAUGGCAGCAAUUCAAUUCAAUAGCGCAUCUGGUUUGGUUUUCAAUUCACUUCAUAGAAAUAUUUUAUUUACAUUUAAUGUUUUGCAAAUAUUCUGUUGUAAGAAAUUUGAUACAGGAAAUUCUAAGCCUUUCAAAAAAUCUCAGUACUAGCUCAGAAAUGCUAAGACAUAAUACAUAAGACUCCUUUUCCAUGAUAAUCGAAAAGUCAGAAAAAUUUUUUAACAUGCAAACCAAGCAAUAGUUUUUCUAUUUCAUUAUGAAACUUUCGGACGAACUCAAACUAAAAUGCAAAAUAUUUAUGAGAAUGUAUUUGAAUUCUGUGUCUCUGACCUGGCGGGCUCUUUUGCUUUUGUAUCAAGGAAAUGUUUUGAUUGCAUCUGUCUACAUUUGGUUUAAAUUUCUUGUGAAAAUCUUUUGUCACUGAUCAGGCUAUCUUCUAUAUGGUCGAUAUAUUCAUCUUAUUCUGUGUGAAAAUGCACAAUUUUGAAAGACACGUCUCCUAUUCGCAUAGACGAAGGGUCAGUGCUCUUUUAUGACAAGUAAACCUUCACUUAAUGCAAUAUUAAAAUUCCGUUGGAACCUUCAGUAUUUUUCCAGCCUGUCCAGAUUUUUUUGUUUCAUUUUUAUACAUAUUUUCUCACGAAAAGCUUCCUUUUGAUUCCCUAAAAACCUUAAAUUAGGGAAUAGUCCCGAAAAGAGGACACUCCCAUACUGAGCUUAAACCGACAAAAGCAUUGUGAAAAAAUGUGAAAAAACAAUUUCUAGUUCUGAUGUGAAACAAUUUUAAAAAAAUGAUGUUGCCUUAACUGAAUCAGUCAUUCUUUAAGUUAUGCCCUUGCAUUCUGAGAAAUGUUCUUGGGGUGUCAUACCCAUGGAUACAGACUACCACAAAUGGUGGAAAUUCAGGUUGUCAUUUGGGAGAGAGGGGCUCAGGCCUACGAUUUUCCGACAGAAAGCAGACUCGACUGGAUAUCCGCCACUUGAAAGCCCAAAUUUACCAAUAAGGAUGUGAAUCGGAAGAGGUUUGGGGUCCCUAGCCCCUAAUGUCUUCCUUAAAUUCCGCCACGGUCCACCCUAUUUAUGACGUAAAUCAGUAGAGUACGUCAUUUUUGUGUUAACGAGCCUGCAAGGCUCAUUCUUCUUGAACUGAUAAUUAGCCCUGGCGGGCAUGCUUUUUACGAUGAAGCGGUUCGGCAGGAUUACACAGUAUAGCAAUCAGUGUGUUGGAAAAAGAGAUAGCGGGUGGGAAGAACCUUAUGGGCAACGAAACAUCUGCCAUUUGUCAACAAUAGCUGGCGUCGAAUUUAUCAAAGAAGUCGUCCUCAGGUGGAAAUUCCUUCGACACAAUGUUGAUUCAUUUAAGGAGUUAUCAGUUGUUUGCUGGAGCAAAUUCAAGUUUUCAACGAGACAAAUUAUUUCAACUAAUUUUAUGAUUUUGUAAACAUUUCCUUCACCUGUUGUUUAUUCCAUUGCUAACACGAAAAUCAAAUUUACUUGAAAGCCUAAAGCUCUUUGGGUCGAAUAAACAUUGCAAAUAGUAGAGUCUUUUGCCUAUUCAAACACAAGGGCUGAGUUCUCAUGAAUUAGGGUGUGAAAGAUUGCAAUCAUUGUUUUCAAUGCAUUUCCUUUUUCAUAAUAGCAUUGUGUCACUAGUCACUUUAUUACGGCAGACCAUCCUCUUCGUCCGUCUCUUCAAUCGGCUUAAAUAUCGCUUGCGUAAGCGAAUUUAGUAUUUAUUCAUACUACCAAAGUCCACUUACAGGAGACCACCUGAAGGUACACCUGCGCAUUGGUUCAAGAGUAGCACAGAUGACGUAGGAGAUAUGAUGUUUAUAAAUUAAACAUUUGUGAAGUUUUAGAGCAAGCAGAGAUAAUAGUAGCAAAAACGGGUAGCUACAUGCACAGCUUUGCUUGGAAAUGAGGCUAGAUGACGUCACAACAAUAACCUGGCGAAGUGGGUUGAAGUGAUCUUUGGAAGCUAAGAACUUCAGAUCUAAUGAGACAAUAGUUGAAUUCCUGCUCUGAAAUGAGGAUUAGACUCAUAGUUCAUAGUCAUAAAUUUGAACUCAUAGCUUGGAUAACCCCCUGUCCUCCUCUCUGUAAUUCUAAGAGUUAGAAUCAUGAGAUAUAGUGAUGUGAGGUGGAGAGAUGCUUGACUUGAGCGCUUGCCGUUAAGCGUCUUUAUCGCCUCAUACCUACCAAUGAAUGCUUUGUAGACCUUUGUGAAUGCUUCUCAGCAUUUUUUAUUUUGCAUUCCCGCCAGCUUCCAUCUUCGCUCCUUUACCCAUAAAGGAAACUAAUCAAAGAGGGUUGUUCUUUUGUAAAUAAAAUCGAACACAUCUAGCUUAUGUGUAGCUUCUCAAUUCUUGAGUUUAAAAGUCGUCGUUUUGACAAUUACUAGCAACUUCCCAAUCGCAGCAAGCAUCGAAAGACCUGUUUCAAAAACUUCAACUAAAACACAAACAUUUUGAGGUACACGAGCGAGUUUUAAGUCUUUGGAUGUUUGAGUCUUUGGAUGUUUUGACCGUUGCCUAGUCUUGCCAACACCAUCUUUUCUGAACCAAUGUGCUUCGCGGGCUAAUGGUUUUGCUGCUCUUUCGUCUCUUGUCCAAAGGCACUUUGUAAGACCACUGGGUUUGGUCGUAAAGAAACAGAAACAACAGAUGCAAAUUUAGAGAACACUCGAGAAUGUCGUCAAGAGUCAAGUCAAGAGACAAGUCGAUACUGUUAGAAGUUUAUUCCGGUGUGAGCUGGAGCAGGUCAUACAAUUACUAGAACAUAUACACAGGUAAUUUCAUGUCUGAAGAAAACAAAACCUUUUUCAAGUUAUUUUAAACUUGGCAGACACCUAAAACUCUUCGAGCCAAAGAUUUCGCUUUGAAAAUACCCCCAGGGCCAUGAUCAUUUUUGAGAAGUUUGUUUUUGUAGUUAUGUGUGCAAAUAAUCAUCUAUUCAGAGGGAGUCACUUUGAAAAGAAUCCGUUAAUCAAAUUGAAUCAUCAAUAACGUCACAGUUCUUUUGUUUCCCUUGAUAAUUCGUUCCUGUGUAAUUUUGAAUCAUACAAUCAGUUUAAUUAUUCAUAUUUUUGAUAUUGUAUCUCUUGCAGCAGACAUGCUGUUGAUUGAAACAGCUUUCUUUCUGGGCCUAUGUUUAAUCAUGAUCUUAUCAAAGAUAAUGGAGAUGAAGAUCAGCCUUACGCAAACAGAAUUUGAAGUAAAGGUUUCUAUCAGCUCUCAGGAUUAUUAUAGCAACCAGUUUUUAUAUAAUUCCAUUACAUGUGCGCCGAAAAGAAUCCUUUGCCUAACAAAAACAAGAUAUUUUUGGACAAUGUUUGGCACUGUACCGCUCAAAGUUAUGUUUACAGUCUCAUUCGAUUGGAUGAAUAUCGAGGAGAUGGGGAAUCGUCUUCCUACCAAUUACUCGUCAAAUGUCUUCGGGAUUCAUAAUUGUUCUAUUUUUUACUCUUUAUAACCACCCUUUCGUCGUUGAAACAGUGUUGUUUUACCACUUAAUGGCGUAGAGAGAAUAGGCACUACGAUUUCUUAUACGACUUGCAUGAUAUUUCCCCAAGCUUUCAAUAUUGUUUUAGAGAAAUUGGAAGCAAAUGAAGAAAUGUACGGGAAACGAAAUGACUAGUAAACGUGAAAACUAGCUGUAGGGUUUUUCAUAGUUUAUGCCGAUUUCAUGAUUUUUUCGGUACAAUCAGACAACCAACUGAUGUCAGUAUGCUCUUUCGGCAGCCUCGUUUUCAGUAGACAACGAGACAUCUAGCCCACGGUUAUUGAAGCUAAAAGGCCUAUUUAAGGGGGUCCUUUCGAUCUCUGCUUGAUGUUACACCCAUUCACUAAUACAUUGAAGCACAUGUCUGUUAUAGCCGUGCACUAUUUUCUAUCCAGAUGAUAAGCCUGACCUGUGUUGCAACUUUGAACGCUUGAGUAUCAUUAUAAUCAGGAAUUCGUUGUGUUAAAAAGUAAGCCGCCCUGUAGUGGCUUUCUGUUAAUUGUAGCUUUCAGCACUAUGGUUGUUUGGCCGACCAUGCAAUCUACGACAGGCGAUUGAAUCGAACGUGACUAUUUAGAACUGACUGCAGGUCAUCAGAUAAGAGUUUUAAGCUUGUAAGCCUCUGUACUACGAAAGUGAUUUGUCAAGCAUCCAAUUUCUAAUGCUUUGUUUUUCGAUGUUUCUUUGAUGAUUCACGCUGUACUUCUAUAACAAUCUUCAUUCGCAUCAAGAACAUCUGACUCGGGCAGGCACCUGACACCGAUUAAUGAAUGAUACUCAACUGUCAUUUCGUGCGAUUAAAACUUAGCAUAUGUUUGAAAAUUUCAGUCAAUGAAAAUUCCACACGAUAAGGAUCUAACUUGCUUCAAAAGAAGCGGAUUCAUCAACCUCUUGUUUUCACCGGUGCUAGUGAAUCUACUGCAGUCGUUGACCUAGGCGAAUCCACGAACGUUGCACCCUUUAACCACAGAACAGAGAACAUUUUUUCGAUUCUGUGCUUGAACUGUAUAGUUGGGUGGGGCACCUAAACUCUAGUUUAUUGCUUACAGCUCUGUUGCAACUGGAAUGUGAAGUCUCAUUUAAAUAUGUUUUUGGACGUCUAUAAAGAACCUCAGGGUAGUCAUAUCGUUUUAAAUUUUACGCAUUGCAUACUUAGGCAUACAAUAAAGAAGUUUGAUGACUUUUUCUUCCAACUUCAAAACUGAAUGUAUAGUGUAUAGUGUUAAUGUAUGUAUAGUGUUAAUGUAUAGUUCUGUUCUUUAGAAAAACACUACAUACAACAUCGAAAUUCAGUUGCAUAAAUCCCCGCCUUGCCAUUGAAAAAACUCUCAAGUCCUUUUUUCUCAUCUCGCUAUGUCAACUUUGAGUCUAUAACCACACACUACGAGCAGAUGGGCGUCUCUGAACUUUGCAAUUAAUUUACGGAUACUGCCGAAGGAGGCUGGGUUGUACUUUUGAAAACAAGACAAAGAUGUGGCAGCUGAAAAAUUUGGUAUCCAAUUAACGAGACAUGAAAUCUCGUGAUGCCUCUACAACCAUGCAGGCUUUUAGGUAGGCUAUUUUAACGAAGCAAAAAACAUCUGUUCUUGAUUGAUACAAUUCUUUGAAUGCAGAAAUACACAAAAGUCUUUGGAAGAAUUGCUUCAUUAAAGCGAUUCUCUAGUUGCAGAUAAAGAUAGAAGUCUUUGGAAGAAUUGCUUCUUUGAAACAUCCUGAAGAACUAAUUUAACAUUUAUCCUGAUUGACUGCGUAGUCGUUUAAGGCCAUAGAUCUGAACUCAUAAAACUUUUUUCUUUCAAUGGAAAGUAUGCUUGACGCCUGUCGAAGACACAUUAUGGAUGAUUUGGCAAUUGCCUUUGAUUCGUCCCUUUUCAACAUACAAACUCUAUUCAUUCGAUUCAAUUUUUUAUACCAACCUCCUCAUGUUCUUAUAUCCAACAGCCUAUGAAGGGCCACAUCGUUUGACUUGGUAACCAAAUUCGAUUAACUCUGCUCUUUACCAUGGUUUUCUUAGAUUACUAACUCAAUGCACAUUGCACAUGAAAUUGUGUGAAACCACUCUGAGUUUGCCGUUCUGCCAUCAAUCUACGCUUUUAUAAGUUGGUUUGCACUGGGUGGUGUUGUUCAUAUUUUCUUUGUUUUAUCGUGUUUUAUCUUUAUUACACAUUUCUUUUUAAAAGCCAAUAAUAAGACAAGUUUAGGUAAUGAAAAAAGUGCCGGUAAAUUGAAAACAGUGCCGGUAAAUUGAAAACAGUGCCGGUAAAUUGAAAACAGUGCCGGUAAAUUGAAAACAGUGCCGGUAAAUUGAAAACAGUGCCGGUAAAUUGAAAAAAGUACAAGUAAAUUUAAAUUACUUUGAUACCGCAAAAUUUGAAGAUAGCACUCAAAAACGAAGACAUAGCAUACUUAGCCAGCAAAUCUAUCUUCUUUUAAAAGUAUAUCUCUAAAAAUUCGUUACUUGCUUGAGCUUUUAAAAUGGCAAUGUAGAGGAAUGCUGAACCCCCUUAUAGACUUUGCGAAGGAGGCCACAUGGUUGCGCAUUUUUUUAGAUUCUGCAAAGGAGGCUUCAACGCACAGUGCUAAAGUAACUUCUGGCUUUGCUCGGGUCACUAACUUGAUAUUUUUGCACUCAUUGUAAAAAGACCCCGCUGAUAAGAUUAUUAACUCUGCAUAAUUAACCAAGGAAAAAUGUUUUUGAUUAUAAGCAAAAAUCAGUCGCUAGAGUGUACUGUUAACCUGGCAUUCGAGGCAAAAAAUGCUUAGUUUCAAAGCUUUGACUAUAGUUAUGUAUUCUUUAGUUAUGUAUAAAUGGCGACAAAGGUGAAAAGAUGUGAUGAAAUGCUUCUAGACACAUCUAAUAUCCUUGUUAAGCCAUUUACCUAAAUGUUUCCGCUCAGUAUUGCCUAUUUUUGUUUCAUACAAAAUCCAAACACGAGUCGGAUGGUAAAGCUGGUAAUUGCAUUACAUUGAAGUCAAAGUAAAUCACAAGAAAACGGAUAGCUCUUUUCAGUUUCCUCAUUAAUAAUGCACAUGCUAAGUACAUAAAGGGAAUGAAAUCCCCCGUAGCUGCAUUCUGUUGGUGAAUCAAAUCAUUAGAUUGAUUGUUCAGUUUCAUAUUUCCAUUCAAAAUUUUUCACUGCGUGGAUUUCUCCGCUCUGGCAACGAACUGUCAGCUGCCAUCAGCAAAUCCGUUCGCCCAAUGACAGGGGGGGAGCUUGGUUUUCUAAAUAUAAUGUUACCCUUGCUUUUAGGAAGCAUCUGUGAAUUUCUCAGUGAUUUGUUUUGUUUUGAAUGGUGACAUGUUUGGAACCGCACAGCUAACUGGGAAAAACUGAGGCAGUGUGAGCUAUUACUGUGCAGAGGAAAGGAAAUGGUUUGCUUGUAGCACGGUUUGGAAAAAUAAGAUGACAUGUUCUCAUGUUAGUCUUCCAUGAUCCAAAAGCAGUUUUUCCCAGAUUUACUGGAAGGGGAAUGAUUCAUUUGUGGAAUAAAGACGCAUUUGCAGCCCUUAUCGCACAUAAAAGCGGACUGUUCUCCAUUUCAUGAUAUAUUUGCAUUACUUCUAGAAUGCCAAGCUCUGUUUCUUGUCUACCUGCUCCAUCUUUUACACAUCAGUUCCAUUUUCACGAUAAAUUUUUCAUCAUAACUAUCACAAAGAGAGGUUUUCCAUAAGCUGCAAGCUUACAGCAGCCAUACCGUGUUGUAGUAAAAAGUAAAGUACAGAUUGCAAAUGCUAUUCCAACAGUUAUUUUUCCUAAGAAAAAGAAGAGAAGAGAAGAGAAGCUUUUGGGAGAAGUGUUUCUUUGCUGCCAAAAAGUAUCUCCACUGACCUUCCUCAAGGUAUACUUCAUGUUCAAAAGCAAACGAGAUGCCUUGAACUAAACAGCCUGUUUUGCAGCGAAGCCGUGGGUCGCAUAGUUAGUUUGCUUUGUGUAAUGGUAUACCCCUAAUGAGAUUUCGGUAUUUGUUUCUUUGCUUGUUAGGUGACCAAGCAUCAGUGUAACCGAUAAUUCGAUGUUACAGAUCGGCAAUUGGCUUUUCUGUGCCAAUUUAGUGUAACGUGAUCAGGCUGUAAUUUGUUCAAGGAAAUCUGCUUAAGAUUCCAAAUGUGAAGCUAACUGAACCAUUAUUCUUUAUAGCUGUUAUGCUUUUCUGUCCAGAAAGAAGUGAUGGAUUCCUUCCCAAACAUGAUGACUUUGCUCGUAUGCCUACAGCUCUAUUCACAGAAGAAUCUUCCUAUUGCUUGUCCAAUGGUUACAUUGCUGUUACUCAAAAGAUGUUUUCUGCAAUAUUCUUAAUAACUGUAUUUCUAUAUACAAAUUUCAUGUUUCUGUAUAUUCGGCCUAAGUCUCUGGUUGAUGCUCGAUUAGGCCAAAGUCCCUGUUAAUAGUUGAAUUCAAUAAAAAGCAAUUUGUUUCUAUACUUUAAAAACUACUUUAUGCCAGGAGAAACUGUAAGUGAGCGACAGGACCCAAAAGAACAGGAACCUGCCACCUGUAACAUUGUACGUUGUGUCUUAAAAAUCUGUGCUAUAUAUUCAGUUAGAUUAAUUAAGAAUUGAUUUAUUAAAGUCAAUACUUUAUAUAUGCUGAACACCUUCUUAUCUCCGGAAGAAAGUCUAGUUGCUUCUUCUUGAGUUUCUCUUUACUUCGAUGUUUCAAUUUCUCCUUCAUAUUAAAUUUCAAGUAGCCACACGAAGUCUUGGAAUCUAAUGUAUUAUUUGCUACAUGGUGUGGUGAUCCUGUAGUGUAUGUAUAAAGACCAAAAUGCCGUCUCUCUUUUAUUCGAAAGUUCCACUCUCUCUAAAGACAUUUCUUAAAAGCGACAUACCCCUCGUCGGUUGUUGGUAAAUCGAGAGACUCCGCUGAUUUUUACCUGAGUUUGAAAGGAAUAAACAUUCCCUAGUUUCCUAAGAGUCGAUAGAGCGACGUAGCGUCAGCUGGUAAUUGUUUUCACAGCACUGUCCUUAGAAUGGAUCCCUGGCGGACCGUGUGGUGCUUCGUUUAUUGAGCAAGUGUCUUUAUUAUACUUUUAUACAUAAAUAAUGUGCUAGAAAUUUCACCCUGUCAAUGGCCUCUGAGAUUCCCCCUAGCACUAUCAUGAUUACCUUCCAAAGUCUCCAUGUCUGAUGGCUUUUAUGAUGUAAUGGUUCUCUAUCAGCCGUUAUGUCACUAUAAAUUAUGAUUUUUUCGAUGAAUUCGGUAUGGUUUAGAAAAUCACCUUUUCAUACAUUAAUAGUAUAAUCAAGAUUGUUUUUAACAUAGAUGUUCCAAAUGUUUCGUAUUGAAAAAAACCACCAAACCAUAAUUCCAGAAACUCUUCUGAGUCUUGCAACUACACAAAAACAAUCGCUUAACUCUUUCUUUUAAGAAUCUAAAAUAAUUGUUCCGAUAUAGUUUCAUCUUUGCAAAUCUGAAAUAAUUUUACCUGCUCAUUUUUUACAAUCACUGCCAAAAUUACUUGGAACACCCAACAUUUUGCGCUGUGCUUUUCUAUUUUUCAUUUGUUUUCCCGAAUACAAAUUAUUCCGUCCCCAUUCCCCCC
Rhopilema esculentum is the source of this 17099-nucleotide messenger RNA. RefSeq names its product 3'-5' RNA helicase YTHDC2. The record is from RefSeq and is a predicted model, not a curated record. Gene Ontology annotation, cellular component: intracellular anatomical structure. Gene Ontology annotation, molecular function: ATP binding; helicase activity; protein binding. NCBI's taxonomy places the organism in Eukaryota, Metazoa, Cnidaria, Scyphozoa, Rhizostomeae, Rhizostomatidae.